Messenger RNA from Wickerhamiella sorbophila, 1152 nucleotides. Its product is annotated as putative translation initiation factor eIF-2B subunit delta. Lineage: Eukaryota; Fungi; Ascomycota; Dipodascomycetes; Dipodascales; Trichomonascaceae. The transcript has a single exon. The record is from RefSeq and is a predicted model, not a curated record. The coding region runs from base 1 to 1152 and encodes 383 amino acids.
AUGUCUAAAGAUUUGACUCCAGCGCAAGCCAAGGCUCUCAAAAAGCAGCAGAAGCAAGCCCAACGAGCAGCUCGUAAAGAGCAAGGCGGAAAUGUCGGCGGAGCUCCCCAGGCGUCCCAGCAGCAGCAUGGUAGUCGAAAACAUACCGCGGUUGGAAACGUUGGGCAGUCCUCUGCACCCGAGACGGCUGCUCCUGAUAGGCCGUUUGCUCAUCUUGAUCAGCACAAGCCUAUUGUAUCGGCAGCGGAUAUCCACCCUGCCAUUCUAAAUCUGGCGUUGCAAAUGCGUCGCUGCAAUGUGCUGGGAUCUACCCAGAGGUGUGUUGCUAUGAUGGAGGCAUUUUCUAAAGUUAUUGAGGACUACCAAUCUCCUCCUGGUACAACUCUAGGUCGCAGUUUGGCUGCCCACCUUUCGCGCCAGAUUGAGGUACUCAAAGUUGGAAGAGCACUGAGCGUAAGUCAGGGUAAUGCGAUUCGGUGGCUGAAACAACAUCUUUCAGCAGUGCUUGACUUUAAAGAUGUCGCUGCCAAAGAAGAGCUUCAGCUGGCUAUCAAGUCGUUUGUCCGUGAGCGGUUAGAAGUGGCGGCUAAGGUCAUUGUCAAAAGUGCCGGAACCCACAUUCGCAACGGAGAUACAGUCUUGACAUUUGGCCAUUCGUCGGUAGUGUACCAGACACUUGCUGCAGCCCGCAAGGAAGGCAAAGAAUUCAGCGUGAUCUGUGUUGAUACUCCACCUCUGUUCGAGGGUAAACGCUCGGCGGUUGAGCUGGUUGAACUUGAAAUCCCCACUAGUUACAUUUUGAUCUCGGCUGUCCCUUAUUUGCUUGACACCGUUACUACUGUCAUGGUGGGUGCACACGCAAUGGUGUCUAAUGGCCACUUAUAUUCACGAGUUGGCACCUCGCUUGUUGCCAUGGCUGCCUUUGAUCGUAACAUCCCCAUGCUUGUGCUUUGUGAGACCCUCAAGUUCAGCGAGCGUAUCCAGCUUGACGCCUUUUCUGUCAACGAAAUGAUUCCUGGCGAGGGCCCCAACAGUGUGUUUUAUGACCUGACCGACUCAAAGUACAUUUCAAAGGUCAUUACAGAGGUCGGGGCUCUUCCUGCCUCGUCCGUCCCCGUGAUUCUGCGAGAGUACAAAACGCAACAGGUCUAA